UCCCCCAAUACCAACAAAAGCUUACCACCAAAAACAGCAUCUUUAAACACCACCUUGUGAUUAUCCAAGUAUUGCGAACAUCUUCAAAAGAUUCCCAAAAAAAAACCCAUUAAAUAUAUCCCCUCGUUUAUGUGUAUAUGUAUAUAUAUAGCCUUUCUCCAAUAUGCUUGACAUGCACAUUUUGUUGUUAUAUGCUUAAACCUUCCUCCUCCAUUCAUACAAAUUUCAUUAAUGGAAGCUAAGGUAGUUUUACAAAGCAGGACCCCGACGGGGACGUCAUCGCGGGGAGUAAAUAAACAGCGAUGCUCUCCGGUUCGGGCGGUGCUAGCGAGGCCGGCUGAAAGCGUAGUCGGAAGUGGAACGAAGGAGAGGUUGAGGUUGAAGUUAAAGCCUGCAGAUAGCAAACGUGAGGUAGCACAGGACAGCAGUAGUGUCCAUAAUGAUAACUGGUUUGAUCUAUGGGCUAUUAAUUAUCUAUCCCAGAGUUUACAAGCUGCAACAGGGGUAAAGAGCAUGUUGAGUGGGUAUGAGAGCUUGGUAGAGACAACAGCAAUGAUGUCCAAGAAAUUUAAUACAAAAACGCAACAGGAGCUUGUCAUUCAAGUUCUUGACACCGCCAUCCCCAAGCUCAUUCUAAACAUGAUAAAAACGUUGUUACCCCAAUGUCAAUUCACAAGGGAAUAUUUCGCCGCCUUCACCACUGUGUUUUUUGCUUGGCUCAUUGGACCUUCUGAGGUUCGGGAAUCGGAGCUCAACGGAAGAAGAGAAAAGAAUGUAGUGUAUGUGAAAAAGUGCAGGUUCCUAGAGCAAAGCAACUGUGUAGGAAUGUGCAUCAACCUAUGCAAGAUGCCAUCUCAAGCCUUUAUUAAGGAUUCCCUAGGAAUGCCACUCAACAUGGUUCCAAAUUUUGAUGAUAUGAGCUGCGAAAUGAUUUUCGGUCAGGAUCCUCCAACACCAAAUGAUGAUCCGGUGCUCAAGCAGCCUUGCUACAAAUUAUGUAGGGCAAACCAACAGCACACAGUGAAGAGCUCAGGCUAAUGCAGAGAGGUACAGAGGGAUGCUUUCAUUAGGGUUUUCAUUGAUGAUAACAGAUAACCUGAAAAUCUUCACUAUUGUUCAAUACAAAGAUAUGUAAAAUACUGAAAAGUUUUCUUGUUGGAAUUCAGAAACAUUCCAUCCUACACUAUAAUUUCUUCAGUGCAACCAGUAAAAGCCUUUUCUUUUCAAGAAA
Molecule: messenger RNA, 1231 nt
Organism: Gossypium arboreum
Lineage: Eukaryota; Viridiplantae; Streptophyta; Magnoliopsida; Malvales; Malvaceae
Product: beta-carotene isomerase D27, chloroplastic
Exons: 7
Coding region: 232-1038 (268 amino acids)
Molecular function (GO): iron ion binding
Source: RefSeq, a predicted model, not a curated record